AUGGAUCCUGUGACGGCAUUUGGGCUCUUUUCAGGCGCCAUACAGGUCCUGCAGGCUAUUGCUUCGACUGUUGGUGGCCUACGACAGCUGACGGGGAAAUUACGAGAGGCCGAUUUCACCAUCCAAUCCCUGAUUCAGGAGCUAGCGUGUAUUCGGACUGCGCUCACCAGCCUCAAGGAGUGGCUUCGCAUCCACCGUAGUGGCAACGGUCGCGAUGGGCCCGAAUUUGACGAGCUUGACCAGGACCUGGCCGUCGCCAUGGACGGAUGCCGCGUUAUAAUGGAGAUCUUGUCGUACGAGGUAUUUGAGUUGGUCCAGAGUACAGAAGAGAGCGGCGGCAUCAACUUUAAGACCCGUAUGAAGAUUGUUUGGAAUGAGGAUGCCAUGAGAGGGCAUCAGGAGAAGCUGCGUGCUCAAGUUCAGGCUUUGCAAUUGCUACUUCAAGUCUGUCAAUGCCAUUCCUCAACCGAGCAAGUUCGUCUGCUCAGAAGGGCGACAACCCGUCAAAUCAUAGGCAAAGUCGCCGAUGAUACUGCGACGCUGAGAUCCGGUCGGCUCAGUCGCACCGCGACCGACACAGACGCCGUAUCACAGAGCAGCAGUCGGCGGGCUUAUAGCGAUCGGAUCUUUGAUUUUGAUGCGACUAUCAUGGACUCGCCUGUUUAUCAGCGAGCUUUGCAGCAAUGGACGACCCCCAGCCUGCCUUUGGAGACUCAGCAGUCUCAGUCGCAAUCAAGUCAACCUAGUAUUAGCGUCACUCAAAGCUCCUUUACCGACGAGGGCUAUAGUAGCUAUCAUUCAGGGGGGCAUAACAAUACUGCGCUGUCCCCCGAUAUGGCUCAGCAGCAAGAGAACUUUCUUGCGUUGCCAAAAAGUCCUUCAGCACCAUUGCAUAGUAGGAGUGUAUCUCAUACACAAGUUCCAUUGCGACAAAAUAUUGGCAGUAUACGAAGGAUUGUUUCCGACUCAAAAACUUUGACACGGGGGCAAUCAUCUGGAUCUAAGUUAGAAAGGUUCUCAUCUUUUCUCGGCCGCAUCAAUACAACCAGCCGAAGAAGCCUUAGGGUAUCGACGGUGGGCUCACAGAAUUCGCCAAUCAGCCCAAAUACCCAGGGACGAGGACACCGGUUACGUCCAAACUUCCAUACAAGCAUUGAUCUCACCAAAGAUGGUGCAUCGGUAUCCCCGCUUAUCAAAGCCGCCCAAUCAGGCUCUCGAGACGAAGCAGAACGACUCAUCGAGCGAGGCUUUGACAUCGAAGAGCGACACGAAAGGUCAGGUCGAAACGCGCUUUUAGUCGCUUCUCAUUGCGGUAAAGAGAGCGUGGUCGAUUUGUUAAUUCAAAGUGGCGCUCAACUUGCCGUAACGGACGGAUCAGGCGAGACAGCUCUCCAUUUGGCCGCAUCGCGAGGCCACUGGGAAGCAAUGGAAUUACUAUUGAUAGAGCGGAGUCUCAUCGAAAUUCCGAAUCUCAAGGGCCGUACUGCAUUGCGUGUAGCAGCAGACUGUGGGCAACCAGAUUCCGUGCAUGUGCUACUCAUGCACAAUGCUCAAGUGAAUGCCCGAGCCGAAAACCAGAUGACAGCUCUCCAUGCCGCUGCAAAGCGUGGUGACGGCGAGAUUGUACAGCUGCUCGUCACUCAUGGGGCUGACGUGGAGGCCAAGGAUGGAACGAUGAUGACAGCGUUACAUUAUGCCUGUGAAGAAGGCCACCUUGAUGCCAUUCGCAUUCUCCUGGACCAUAGAGCGAACAUCGAGGCUCAAGGUCGAGACCGAAAAACGCCGUUGAUUUGUGCGGCCGAAGCUGGACGUGCGCUAGCGGUAGAUUUUCUUCUCAAGCGAAAAGCAUCUUCACGCAGCACUGAUGAUAGCGAAAUGACAGCCCUCCACUGGGCAGCCUAUAAUGGGCAUGAACAGACCGUCAGAGCUCUGAGCGAAAAGAAAGGAUUGCUUGAUAUGGUUAACAGUGUGGGUCGAACGGCUCUGCAUUUAGCGGUCAUUCAGUCACAGUUUGCUGUUGUGGAAUUCUUGCAGCGCAAGGGGGUUCCCCUUGAAACUCGAUGCAAAACUGGUCUAACAGCUCUCCAUUACGCAUGCAUGGCUGACAGCUUCGAAAUAACACGGCUGCUGCUUCUGACAGGCGCUGAUGUUGAAGCUUCUGGGUCCAAACACCAAGAGCGGCCUCUGCAUAUCGUCGCGGCUCGGGGCUCGCUAUUUCUGUUAGACCUACUCUGUGAGAAGGGAGCAUCGCUCGAUGCUCGUAACGGUGUUGGUGAUCGGCCUCUUUGCGUGGCUAGCCGGUAUGGCCACGUCGAAGUUGUCCAGAAGCUACUCGAGCGAGGAUCCCCGCUGUCUGUCAAAUUUGGCACUGGAUUUCGAGAAGACUCGCCAUUGUGCCUGGCCGCCAUGGGAGGUCAUUGGCAUGUAGCAUCUCUGUUACUGGCACGUGGUGCAUCCGUAUUGAAAAAGGAUGAGGCCGGGUGGCAGCCAAUUCGCUAUGCUGCGUAUUAUGGCCAACCGGAUCUCCUGCAACUACUUUUAUCAAGCGGGAAAGUGCCCGAUGCAGACAUUACGGAAAUCAUCAACAUGCCAGACACGGUCGGAUUCUCCCCUGGUAUUCCUGAGGAUCGAAUGUAUCAAGUGCGACACCUUCUUAGUCAAACACUCAGCCAAAGCCACCGACGUACCAAUAUACCAGCUCCAAUGAGUCAGGUUGGAGUUUUCCAGAGUGGGAGUCUACGCGACUCACUCUCAAGCCCACCCACGCCUCCUCCCGCCCUUCCCCCUACAAUCCCGUUUGCUGUUGAAGCAGAUAGUUCAACCCCUUUUGAGCUUCCGGGGAGCUUGGAUCAGGAGACUUCCAGUGAGGUUAGAUCUGCGGAUAUCAGUCCACGGACUGCCACCCCGGAAUCAAGACAAUCCAUCGAGCAGCCACCCCCUUUGGCCAGUGACCGAGUCACCGCACUAUUGCGAGAAUCCAGAGGCUCCUCACCACUCAGACGUCCAAACAGACGAUCCAAUGGGAAUAGAAGUCGAAGUCGAUCCCGACCGGAUGACGCCCCAUUGGUGUCUGCAACAUUCACACCUAUAGCAUCUUCAUCUUUCAGCUCACCGCCGACACAUCAGUCAAGCUCUCAUAUUCACCGGCCUUUAUCACAUCGAAUGAAAGAGGAUACUCCUGUAGCUUUAGUCCCUACUUCAAACCCAACCUCGGAGCAACCAACCGACCUAGAACGAACUCCACGAACAAUUCCAACGAAACCUUUUGCAACAACCCGGGCUGGCUCUCGGGCUCGUGCAAACACUCAAGAACAUUAUGAUGACUCUGAUUCGGAUUCGAUAUCCUCUGUAUAUACAGCACCGGAAGGCGAGGCUGGACCUGACAAUGCGACCCUGGAUUAUCGUAGUGGAGUUGCGGAGUCCGCAUAA
Penicillium cataractarum is the source of this 3429-nucleotide messenger RNA. Its product is annotated as ankyrin repeat protein. Gene Ontology annotation, molecular function: protein binding. The transcript has 2 exons. NCBI's taxonomy places the organism in Eukaryota, Fungi, Ascomycota, Eurotiomycetes, Eurotiales, Aspergillaceae. Bases 1 to 3429 code for a protein of 1142 amino acids. The record is from RefSeq and is a predicted model, not a curated record.